Messenger RNA from Hymenoscyphus albidus, 918 nucleotides. The record is from the annotation of a GenBank genome assembly. NCBI's taxonomy places the organism in Eukaryota, Fungi, Ascomycota, Leotiomycetes, Helotiales, Helotiaceae.
AUGGCCGCCGUUCAAUUGUCAUUUGGUCUCCGUACCUCCUCCAGUGUCAAGACUGUCCACCUUCUUGGAUCAUGGGACAAUUACGCUGGACAACUUCCCCUUGCCAAGGAUAAGACUUCCUCCAAAUCAGGUUCGUGGAAGGGCACAUUCAGAUUCCAGGGCCAAACCCUUCAAUCUGGACAAAGAUACUGGUACUACUACAUCAUCGAUGGUUACCACGUCUCCCACGAUCCCGCACAAGCAUCCACCACCGAGCCAACCACUGGCCGCGUAUUGAACAUUCUCGAUGUCCCAAGCGAGAAGUCUUCUUCUUCCCACAAGUCUUCAUCCAAGAGCAGCUCCUCCUCCAAGCACUCUUCAUCAUCAAAAUCUUCUUCCCACUCAUCAUCAAAGCACUCCUCAUCUUCCCGCGACAAGCACUCAUCGUCUUCAUCUCGCCGCGAAUCCCGCCGUGACAACUUGAGCGUCGACAUCCCAAAAGGACGUCCUCUCUCAGUUUCCCAAAUCAAGUCACCAAAGCCAAUCACUCCACACGCCACCAAGUAUAUCUUGGAGUCCGACUACGCCGCACCAACCGUCGAGGAGUUGACAUCUCGCUUCAGCGCCUCCACCAUGAACGACUACAACGAUUAUGAGCUUGCCUAUUCACCAUCAUCGUCUGUAGGCUCCAGUCUCUCCAGCCGAUCCGACAGCAGCUCCCCAAGCUCCAACAGUUCCCUCAGCGACUACAGCUCCUCUUCCUUGGGCUGCUCGUGCGAGAGAUACGGCAUCACCCGCUCAGGUGACCGCGUCAAGCUCGACUGCGGUGGAUCGCGAUGUGGAUACGGCGAUGACUCCAGCUCAUGCUGCUCCUCGGACGAGGAAGAGAAAUACGUUCCCGCCAGCUCCCGCCGUCACGGUGUGGUCAUCCGAAGAUGA